Messenger RNA from Octopus bimaculoides (California two-spot octopus), 3529 nucleotides. RefSeq lists its product as uncharacterized. The record is from RefSeq and is a predicted model, not a curated record. Gene Ontology annotation, molecular function: RNA polymerase II cis-regulatory region sequence-specific DNA binding; DNA-binding transcription activator activity, RNA polymerase II-specific. Gene Ontology annotation, cellular component: nucleus. Gene Ontology annotation, biological process: regulation of transcription by RNA polymerase II. Lineage: Eukaryota; Metazoa; Mollusca; Cephalopoda; Octopoda; Octopodidae.
UACAUAUUUUUUAUAUCUUACAAUUUUCUUUCUCAAUUAUUUCAGAAUGCCAGAAACAGCAAAGAACUGUUUUCUCAUACACCAUCAAUAUCGAUCAUCUUUUCAAAACUAAAGGAAAAUGUUCCACAAAAUGGAUAUACACCCUGUUAUAUAAAUCUAUGUUAGAAUUUCUGCUAAAUAUUUCUUCAGAACGAAGAUGAAUAUCAUUGUUUGUCUUGUUGAAUUCCUGAAAACUUUACAAGAUCACUUUGCAUUUUAAUAAAAAUUUGGAUUGCAAAGGAGUUUGCAGCAACUUGAGAUAAUCAGCAAAGAUCUCUGUUGACGGAAAUAUAACGAUUGUGAUAUUUGUUGAGAAUAUGAUACAAACACAAAGAGAAGCAAACUUGUGUAUAAAUUCAAAUUACGACAAACAUAAAUAAACAAACGAAGUUUGCUUUUAGAAGCGUUGAGAUGUCUUAGAAAGUUAAAGAAGUGAUUUUAAAUUCUCAAACGCAGAAUAAUGCUAAUAAUAUAGCCUGAACAGGAUAAACUACCCCUAUUUUGCAGAGAAAAGUGUAGGUGGCUAGCUGUUGAGAAUUUAAACUUGUGUAUAUUUGUGGUAAGAAAAGGAAAAUUAUGGAAAAUGAUUUAAGUGACAAUGAAACACAGACUGAAAAGAUUGACUUUCCUGAUGAUGUGAAGAUUGAGAAAGGUAAAAAAUCAUACCAUUGUGAUAUCUGUGGCAAACCAUUCUCUCACAGUAGCAACUUAACUAAGCAUAAAUCUGUUCAUACAGGAGAGAAACCAUAUCGCUGUAACAUCUGUGGUAAAUCAUUCUCCCGGAAGGAUAACUUGAUUACUCACCAGCGUAUUCAUACAGGAGUGAAACCAUAUCACUGCGACACCUGUGGAAAAGCCUUCUCUCAAAAGGACAACUUGAUUACUCACCAACGUAUUCAUACAGGAGAAAAACCGUAUCACUGUGAUAUCUGUGGUGAAUCGUUUUCUCAAAGUGUUCAUUUGAAUAAACACAAACGCAUUCAUACAGGAGAGAAACCAUAUUGCUGUGAUGUCUGUGGUAAAUCAUUCUCCGCAAACGGUACCUUAACUAGACAUAAACGUAUCCAUACAGGAGAAAAACCUUAUCACUGUGAUGUCUGUGGUAAAUCAUUCUCCGAUGGAAGUCGUUUACAUAAACACAAACACAUUCACACAGGAGUAAAACCAUAUCAUUGUGAUAUCUGUGGUAAGUCAUUCUCUAGUACAUAUGCCCUUUCUAGUCACAAACAUAUUCAUACAGGAGAGAAACCAUAUCACUGUGACAUCUGUGGUAAAUCAUUUUCUCAUGGUCAUACUUUAACUAUUCACCGACACAUUCAUACUGGAGAGAAACCAUAUCACUGUGAGAUCUGUGGUAAAUCCUUCACUGAAACCAGUCACUUAACUAAGCACAAGCGCAUUCAUACAGGAGAGAAACCAUAUCACUGUGAUAUCUGUGGCAAAUCAUUCUCUCAGAAAGAUAACCUAAUUCCUCACCAACGUAUUCAUACAGGAGAAAAACCAUAUCACUGUGAUAUCUGUGGGGAAACAUUCUCUCAAAAUGGUAAUUUAACUAAACACAAAUGCAUUCAUACAGGAAGCCAACUAUAUUUCUGCAAUAUCUGUGGUAAAUCAUUCUCUCAAAAGAGCUCCUUGAAAAGACAUAUUCGCAUUCAUACUGGGGAGAAACCAUAUCACUGUGAUAUCUGUGGUAAAUUAUUUUCUGAGAAUGGGACUUUAACAAUCCACAAACGCAGUCAUACAGGAGAGAAACCGUAUCAUUGUGACAUCUGUGGUAAAUCAUUCUCCGACACUGGUCAUUUAUCUCGGCAUGUACGUAUUCAUACGGGAGACAAACCACAUCACUGCGAUAUCUGUGGAAAGUCCUUCUCUGAAAAUGGAGAUUUAACAAGACAUAUCCGCAUUCAUACAGGAGAGAAGCCAUAUCAGUGUGACAUUUGUAGUAAAUCAUUCUCUCAUGGACAUGCCUUAACUGCUCACAAACGCACUCAUACAGGUGAGAAACCAUAUCACUGUGAUAUCUGUGGAAAAUCUUUCUCCGAGACUGGCCACUUAACUAAACACAAGCACAUUCAUACAGGACUGAAGCUACAUCACUGUGAUAUCUGUGGCAAAUCAUUCUCUCAUGGACAUGUUUUAACUAGACACAAACGCAUUCAUACAGGAGAGAAACCAUAUCACUAAUAUGUGUGAUUAAUCAUUCUCUCAAAAAAGUCACUUCACUGAACAUGUUGCUGUUCAUACAGGACAAUAACUAUAUUGUAAAUGAUCAUAGCACAUACAGUGUAACAAGCACUGCAGGUGUGACCCUAUUUAUUUUCAUUUUUGACCUUAUUUUAUCCCUAUAUUUUGUUGAGUAAACUUUUUUCUUUUUCCCAUUGAUAUAACUAAUGAGGUGGAGGCGCAAUGGCCCAGUGGUUAGGGCAGCGGACUCGCGGACAUAGGAUCGCGGUUUCGAUUCCCAGACCGGGCGUUGUGAGUGUUUAUUGAGCAAAAACACCUAAAAGCUUCACGAGGCUCCGGCAGGGGAUGGUGGCGAACCCUGCUGUACUCUUUCAUCACAACUUUCUCUCACUCUUACUUCCUGUUUCUGUUGUGCCUGUAAUUCAAAGGGUCAGCCUUGUCACACUCUGUGGAGGCGCAAUAGCCUAGUGGUUAGAGCAGUGGACUCGCGGUCAUAGGAUCCCGGUUUCGAUUCCCAGACCGGGCAUUGUGAGUGUUUAUUGAGCGAAAACACCUAAAGCCCCACGAGGCUCCGGCAGGGGAUGGUGGCGAACCCUGCUGUACUCUUCCACCACAACUUUCUCUCUCACUCUUACUUCCUGUUUCUGUUGUGCCUGUAAUUCAAAGGGACCAGCCUUGUCACAUUGUUUCACACUGAAUAUCCCCGAGAACUACGUUAAGGGUACACGUGUCUGUGGAGUGCUCAGCCACUUGCACGUUAAUUUCACGAGCAAGCUGUUCCGUUGAUCCGAUCGACUGGAACCCUCGACGUCGUGAGCGACAGAGUGCCAACAACAACAACAACAGCUUUUGCUUAUGCAUGCUGGGUAAUAACAAUUUGUUUUUAAAAAAAGAAAACGCAUCACACAAGUUUAAAUGAAAAUACAGAAACCUUCAUUUUUAUUUUUUGAUUCUUUACACAUUUUUUUCUCAUUUUCCAUAAUUAUCAUUUUAAAAUUAUUAUUUCAUUUUAUUUUUAUUGAAAAAUUCUUUAUCAAUACAAAAGUUUAAUAUUUUUUCCAAAAGAAAAAAACAAAAAAAACAAACAAACAAUACAAUCAAGCGUUACCGAGAAGUAAAGCUAUAUAUAAAUAAAUAAAUAACAAUCCAGAGGGAUGAAAUUUGAACCCGCAAUACAGUCAUUAAUAUGCCCUAUUGCUUGGUUGUAAAACCACUUGGCCAUGGAAAGACAUAAAAAUGAAUAAUGAAAGACAGUUAUUGCAUAAUGUAGGAGAGACAUUGAGAAAUAAAUAUCUGUAUGACUUUU